GUGUUUCUUAUUUUGUACUCUCGUUCCCAAUUAUAAAUAACAAUUAUUACUAAUUUUCUAUCAAAAUGAAUGCGGAAGAUUACUUCCCAGAAGGAUUGUCAGUUAUACAUCCCGAUGACACUCACGGAGAUGUCCGAUCUGCUAGUGAAGAUGCGACGAAGUUCCCAGUUGCUAUUCAUUGUCACAUUUGCUACGAAAGCAUAAAUAACGAAAUCAACAACGCAGAUUACAUCAAGCCGUGUAAAUGUCAGCUAAUGUUUGUUCAUGCAAAUUGUGCUCUUCGAAAAAAGUCGAAAUUUAAUAGCGCGAAGUGCAGCAGCUGUGGUGGCGAUAGUACCAUUCCUCGCUUGGCAACAUCAACGCAGCUACGAAAAGUUGGCAGUGGUAGUGGAUGUUGCUCCACUUCACCAGGUACCUGCACAAACUGCAAUGACUCAAACUAUUUGGAAGAUGGAGAUGUUCUAGGUUAUAAGCUCAAACCAUGUUUUUGCAGGCAAUUAUUUCACUUUGGAUGUCUACGUUCUCUUAUCGAAGAGCAAGCAUCAUGUUCUGAAUGCAGUGUCAUCUUCAGUGCAUUCAAACCUGCAAACUUCACACAGUUUUUCAAGGCGAACUGGAUUUUCUAUUUUCUCUACGCCUUGUUCCUCGGUGUCUGCUCCACUUCGUUCUUGUUUGCUCUAAGCAACUCCCUGAUUUUCACAAAGGGAAGUGGUACAGAUGACGAUAUCAAUAAAGAGAUAGCACUAAGUCUCCUCUCCGUGUUCUUUUUCGUAAUCAUCGUCUCAACAAUGUUCUGCGUGAUCAAGUACACCAUCUCAAUUGCAAUUCCAAAAUUCAAAAUCACACGAGGAAAAGUAAUUUUGAAGGCGUUCAAGAAUGGAGCUCACCCGAAAACGUCUAAACAAGAGCUGGAGCCUCUACAAUCGUCGGAAUUCGAGAAUAUCCCUCUGAAUGAUCUCAGAAAAUCUUCUGCAGGAGAUACGGUUGGAUUAGUAGAAGAAGCACGUUGCGAAGUAGAUGAUAUCACUUUGGGACAGCACAUGUUUGGAGUUUACGCAACACACCACUCCUCAUCAACACCAAUCGAAAAACCCCCACUGGGAUUCGUUUUCAACUAAGCGAAGAAUUAAUAUUAAUACAAAUUUGUCAAAUAGGAAUCAACUCGUUUUGUGAAGGAAUCGAAACUUUUAUUAACUAAUCUCGUUGCCUGUUGUAUGGAAUUAUUUCUCAGUAAAGUGGUAUUUUAAAAUU
Caenorhabditis elegans is the source of this 1251-nucleotide messenger RNA. RefSeq names its product RING-CH-type domain-containing protein (gene F55G1.6). The transcript is spliced from 5 exons. Lineage: Eukaryota; Metazoa; Nematoda; Chromadorea; Rhabditida; Rhabditidae. Bases 66 to 1118 code for a protein of 350 amino acids. The record is from RefSeq and is marked reviewed.